Molecule: messenger RNA, 2851 nt
Organism: Cannabis sativa
Lineage: Eukaryota; Viridiplantae; Streptophyta; Magnoliopsida; Rosales; Cannabaceae
Exons: 2
Coding region: 349-1503 (384 amino acids)
Source: RefSeq, a predicted model, not a curated record
AUUGUAAGCAUUAGUUAUUUAUUUUCUGUUAAUUAGUUAGCUAUUAUGAGUUGUUGAUUUUCUUGUUUUCUUGCUUACUCUUGUAAAAAAUUUCUUCAUAUAAAUAAAGUUCAGCUCUAUUGUUUAUGGCUAAGCUUUAAGUUUAGCCCACACCAAGAUUGUCUCUAUGCAGACCAAACAACGUUUGUUAAAGGUCGGUUGAUAGCUGAGAACACGGCUGUUGCAAAGGAAAUAGUUCACUCGAAUAGGAAAAAACGAGGGAAGAAAGGUUUCAUGAUGAUUAAACUUGAUAUGGAGAAGGCAUAUGAUAAGAUGAGCUGAAAUUUCAUCUUGGAAGUGCUGGAAAUAAUGAAAUUCGACAUAACCUUCAUCAGGUGGGUAAAACUGUGCAUUAAGGUUCAACGAAUGGGGCUUCUGCUUAAUGGCACUGUUCAGGGAGUCAUCUUGCGAUCCUGCGGUCUGCGUCAAGGCGACCCGUUAUCUCCUGCUCUCUUCAUCAUAGCAGCGGAUGUUCUGUCAAGGCUACUAAUGGCAAAGAAUGAGGUGGGUAAGAUUGUGGGAUUCAAAUUCACAGGGGGGGCAGCUAUUACCCAUCUUAUGUUCGCGGAUGACAUUAUUUUGUUUGGAAAAGCAUCAGUAAAAGAAGCUAACAAUUUCCUUAAGUGCUUCGAUGAGUAUUGUGCUUGGUCUGGGCAAGCGGUAAACUAUCAGAAGUCGACUGUUUAUUUUACUCAGGGAGUUCCCAGUAAUAAGGCGCAGGAGAUUAUGAACAUCCUGGGAAUGAAACGGAUGAAAAAUGACUCUAUAUACCUUGGGCUACCACUUUUUAGAUCCUUCAAAAGAUCUAAAGAUCUCAACUUCCUGGUGGAUAAAGUAAUGCAGCGAGUAAAGAGUUGGAAAACAAGACUUCUUUCCAAGGCGGGUCGAGCUUGUCUCAUUCAGUCGGUAGGUUCUUCCCUUGCUACCUAUGUUGCAGCCUCGGAUGUAAUUCCAAAAACAAUAGCUAGAAAAGUGGAUAAGGAGUUGAGAGACUUCUGGUGGGGGGAUACUGAGGCGAAAAAAACUUUUCACACUGUUGAUUGGAGCUCCCUUUGUCAAUCAAAAAUGCGAGGGGGCCUCGGAUUCAGAAAAAUUGAAACUAUCAACUCAGCCUUUAUUCUUAAAUGGGGUUGGAAAGCCCUAACCGAUAAAGAGAGCGUCUGGGGAACAAUUAUCCAGAACAAAUAUCUAAAUAACAGAAACUUCUUCGAUGUGGAGAUCAAUAGCAGAGACUCAAGCUUCUGGAAAUCGAUCCUAAGGUCCAGGUCUCUUCUACUCAACCAUGUUUGCAGAAAGAUUGGUAAUGGGAAAGAGACAUCUAUUUGGUUUGACCCGUGGGUGCCUUCCGCUAAUAGAAGUCCCACACCGCUUUUGGAUGCAACGCAUGGAGUGGCAUGGGUGAACCAAUUUAUAACUGAAGACGGUUGUUGGGAUGAAGAGAUGGUCAAAAAAUGGUUCAACUGAGCUGAUGCGAAAGCCAUCCUUAACAUUCAACUCCCGCAGGAAGAUGUGAAUGAUGAUUGGCUUUGGAUGGGGGAACCAAAUGGCCUGUUCUCAAUUAAAUCGGCUUGUCGAUUUGUAAAAAGAGAAAACUUAGCUACCUCUGUCGACCCAAAAUGGAAAAUGAUCUGGAACUCCAAGGUUCAUCCGAGAUUGAAGCUCAUUUGGUGGCAAAUGGAGAGGAAUGCAUUCCCAACUAGAGGGAAACUUGCUUGUGUCAUGGAAUUGAAUACUAUAUGCUGCCCUGUUUGUGGAGAGGAGACCGAGACCUUUCUCCACCUAAUGUGGAAACGUACUUAUGCUAAAGCCCUAUGGUUUAACUCUCCACUGGGAUUACGAGUGGAACUGGUGGAUGCUCAUGACUGGGAGCAGUGGAAGAAUUGGUUCUUAGAGGAUACCAAUAGACCAUCACACAUCAUCUUCUUAGAGAUUAUGGUUACUGCACUUUGUGUAAUGGAAGCUAUGUGGAAAGAAAGAAACUCCAUUGUCCAUGGCCAAUCAAAGAACUCGAUAUGGCAGGUAUUAUCCAUCAUAAAUACAAAAAUCAGGGAACAACUCCAUGUAGUCUCCAAUGAAGUGGAGGAUUUCUGUGUUGGACUCCGCCUCCGGAGUCAUGGCUUUGCUGCAAUUGUGACGUUUCCUGUGAUGAUGAAGGAAUGGUAGUAGCAACAGUGGUUCGUGAUGACCAAGGAAGGAUUGUUACCAUCAAAACUGAGAGAAACCAUCUAACAGACCCUUUAAUUGGAGAAGCUGUUGCCGUUUGCAUGGCUGCUGAAUUGAUGAUAGACAAGAAGGUUGCGCACGUCGUAUUCCAGAGUGACAACAUUGAAACAGUCGAGGCAUUCUCCAAUGUGACUGGUAGGGAUUGCAAUUUCAAAUUGGUGAACCUUAGAAGUCGCUUUCAACAGCUCUGCAAGGGAUUACAGAACUGGGAAGUUGGACAUGUACCGAGAAAAUGCAACUUCAUGGCUCACAACAUUGCCAAAUGGGCGCGGGAGAAUAGUGCUACUGGGAUCAUUCUUUGCAGUGACCUGACUCAUGAUGUGCUGAGUGAUUAUGUCGAAUGGAACAAGCACGCAGGCUAAGAUGGUGAUGAAAUAUCUUUGUUCUGAUUGUCUGGUUUUGAUGAUAGUUGAUGUCUUAGUUUUUAUAGUUUAUUUUCUGCUGUAGUUUCAAUUUCCUGGUGUUUUUGUAUUUUCUAUCCUGUAGACAUUUUUCUUGGUUUUUAUUUAAUGAAUUGGGGUGUCUAACACCCGCUCCUUCAUCAAAAAAAAAAAAAAGAUUGUCUCUAUGCAAAUUUUUUGUUCUUGGC